Aplosporella prunicola CBS 121167 is the source of this 1739-nucleotide messenger RNA. RefSeq lists its product as uncharacterized. Lineage: Eukaryota; Fungi; Ascomycota; Dothideomycetes; Botryosphaeriales; Aplosporellaceae. Gene Ontology annotation, cellular component: nucleus; septin ring. Gene Ontology annotation, molecular function: protein tag activity; ubiquitin-like protein ligase binding. The record is from RefSeq and is a predicted model, not a curated record. Gene Ontology annotation, biological process: protein sumoylation. Bases 121 to 1494 code for a protein of 457 amino acids. The transcript is spliced from 3 exons.
ACACUUUCUUAACAUCGCUUUCGCACACUUUCGCUCCUAAACCUCUUCAACUUCAAAUACAGACGCCGCGCAUUUGACAGGCAGCGACAGGGUUUCCAUUUUGACAUUGCGCUUCGACUAAUGGCAGACAGCGGCUCGCCUUCUGGCAGCGCGGCUCCCAAACCGAAGCGCAGCUUCUUCAAGCAGCCGUCAUGGGCGACGAAAAAGAGCGACAAAAGCAAGGAUGACGAAGAUCCAACCGCCAUGUUUGAUGGGUCGCGCUCAACUUUCAGUGAAAUCGUAGCAGAACAAGGACGCCAAAGACGCACAAGGUUGACGGAGCGCGAGAAGCAUGAGAUACCCAAGACGGAGCGCAAAGACUCUCGAGAAAGCAAGCGAAGGAGAAUAAGCGACAAGACCGAAGAGAGCAGCGACGAGGAAGAUUGGGUCAAGUCUGAGCUCGGUAGCAAGAAGAAGCAAAUCACAUCGGCAAGUCGAAGAGCAAAUUUCGGAAGCCCUGUGUCGCCGCCUGCGAAACGCCGUCCGUCUUCGCAAUCCCUACACUACGAAGACAACGUAAGUGCGCACAAAGAAGGGCAGAAACAGGCUGUCGUCGUUGAUUUAGGUUCUUCAUCUGGCGAUGACGAACCUCAUCCGGCAGCCGCCCCUAAGCCCAAGGAGAAUUCGGUGCCAAAAGACGAGGACGACGACAUAAGCGAGUCAGAUCCUGAGCUUCGUGAGAUUAUACGGGAAUCUAGGCGGAAGCGUAGGCUGGCUCAACAGGCGAAGACAAUGCAAGGGGCACCAUCAGUCAAUAUAGGGCACUCAGGAUCAACACCAAGUACAGGCCCGAAUACUCCUAACGCCGCCAAUGCACCUCCAGAUCCGUCUUUGAAAAUCUUCGUCAAUCCUCGAAUUCCAAACACCAAGCCUCUGAUUGUCACGCGCAAGCUCUCGCAACGCAUGAAGGAAGUCCGCGAAGCAUGGUGUAAGAGGCAAGGCUUCGACCGCGAAACGUCAGAAAUGGUUUUCUUCACUUUCAGAGGCAUCCGGCUUUACGAUGUUGCUACUGGACGGAGCUUAGGUCUUACUGUGAAUUCCGAAGGCCAUCUUGCAAUGAACGGCAGACAGGAUGCAUUUGACGAUGAAGGAGGCAAAGUGGAGGUAGAGGCAUGGACACAGGAACUAUUCGACGAAGACAAGAAGGCAGCCAGGCAGAUUACAGAACCACAACCAGAAAUUGAUGAUGAAGAGCCGCCACCGGAGCAAAAGAAGGACCAGAUCAAGGUCGUGAUCAAAUCAAGAGAGUAUAACGAGUGCAAACUCAUUGUCAAGCCGACCACGACUUUUGAGAGGAUGGCGAACGCAUAUCAUAACAGGAUGCAGCUCCCUGAAGAGAAGAAAGGCAAAUUCUAUUUUGCCUUUGACGGCGACCGCCUGGACCCAACACAAACCAUGGCCGAGCUUGACGACUUUGAGGAUGGUGAUUCGUUGGAAGUCUUCUUCGGAGCAUGAGGUCUUGUAAAAAGUAGGAAUUGCUUCUGAUUUUUAAGUUUGGGCCGGACAAAAUUAGGCGAUGCGCAUUAUCGGUGGUUGACCUCUUCUUGGGCGAAGCGUUGCAUUAUGGAUUGGGAACAUCAGAUACCCGGGACUCCUCUGGCUUGCAGUUUUCUGGCGCUGGAUAUUCACGCUUUCUUAAGGAUGUGGUGAAAGGUGGUGAUUUGGUAGAUAUGAAGAGGCUCUACGAGCUGUUACCCUCC